This is a messenger RNA of Cadophora gregata, 3864 nucleotides long. RefSeq lists its product as uncharacterized. Gene Ontology annotation, biological process: regulation of DNA-templated transcription. Lineage: Eukaryota; Fungi; Ascomycota; Leotiomycetes; Helotiales; Ploettnerulaceae. Gene Ontology annotation, molecular function: zinc ion binding; DNA-binding transcription factor activity, RNA polymerase II-specific. The coding region runs from base 691 to 2352 and encodes 553 amino acids. The transcript is spliced from 5 exons. The record is from RefSeq and is a predicted model, not a curated record.
UGUGAAAAGUUCAACCCUCAUCUACAAACGCCCGAGUCUGUCAAAUAGCAUCGACUGCUAGUUCAUAAGCUUCCGUGCCGUCUUCGGUCAGGAACUCUCUGAAUGGGGGGUUUCGAGCUUCAAGCCUUCACGAUGGCAAGCUUUGGGCGAGCAAGCUUUGGCUACCGGAGCUUAAACUUGACCAGGGUAUAAAUUAGGAUCUGAAAUCUUGCGCUACCGGUGGUUAAUUACGUCUAGUCAUCCUAACACGAGCCCAAGCCAUAGCCCUUCAGCCUGCUGCCCACCAACGUGGCGGUUCAACUGGUCCAAGUGUCUUCUCCUCCACAGGCACGCUUGUUGAUUCCUCCCGAAAUGGCUGAACUGGUCCCAAAAAGGGAGCCGAAUGCACCAGGCGAGAUUCUUACCGCCGGCUGACUGGGCUGAGCAACGAGAGAACUGCCAGUACUUCAGCGCGAGUCUCCACGUGAAGCACAUAUCUGGCCAUGAUCACCACCAUUCCAAGUGGCCGGUUACCACUAUUAUAACAGACCUCCCCGUCAUCGUUCGAUCGACACCCUUUCGUAUGCACCCGUGGAUCUCACUUUCUUUGUACAAUCAGAAACCACGGUCAUUCGUUCCGGGCUAAGUCUGCAGACCCCAGCAUCCUUCAUCAAUAUACAUUACUUACCUGGACCCUACUUCACAUUCAGUAUGUGGUCCUCACCCAGUCAACCCCAGCCGGAAGAGGCAUCUCCAGUCAAGAGAUUUGCCUGUGAUCGUUGCCACGAUCAGAAACUUCGAUGUACUCGACCGCAAGAUGGAGAGCCUUGUGUUAGAUGUCAACGAGCUGGAGUAUUCUGCAAUGUUAGUGCAGCACAACGGACAGGUCGACCCAGGAAAUCAUCAAAUAAUCGACCUCAACCUGAGAGGAAGAACACAUCAACUGCCACCAGUUCAGUAACGGAAAGCAGUUCUGAAGAUGGGGAGAAGAGGUCAGGAAUAAUACGAACAAACAGUUCUGAGUCAGUGGGUGCGGCGAGCUCGAAAUCGAUACCAUUACCAGAGGCCACCAUUCCAAGGAAUGGAGAGAGCUGGGAUAAUUUUACAACAAAUUCAUCUUUGUCCAUCUCUCCAUCGUCUCUCUCACUUCAGCCAUACACUCAACCAAUGUCAAAUGAUGAAUAUGCAGAUUUGUUGGAUUGCAUCACAGAUCAGGCAUAUUUUGACAGUAUGGAUCUUUCUGAUUUCUCUGAUUCAAAAUAUAUGCCCACACUUCAAAUGUCUGAGCCCAAUCCAAAGAAGAGGAAGUCAAAUCCCAACCAUGGCAUUGGCAUCUACACGAAUCAUGUCUCGAUGUCCCCGCCGAUCCUAGAUGGCCAAUUAUCUGCCCGCAUCUCAUCAUUCCCUGAUAUGGAUAUGCCUACAAUUACACCAGCAAUCACAACUGCUUCAUCAUCAGAGAAUAGCACACCAGAUCUGAAUCAGGUGUUGAGCCUCCAGAAUGAUGCCACCCACUCUCAAACUCUUUCAAAGCUACAGUCAGAGAUCGACGCCUGCUCUGAACGCAUCAUGCAUCAAGCUCGACGCAUGAGUACAGCAUCAAACUCAUACACAUUAGAAAGCCAAAAGUUAUCCGAAGCACUGGGUGUCCUUCUUUCCACCGCCGAGCGAUUCAUCGAACUAAUCUCUUGUAUCUGCCGCUCUUUCGACAGCAUCGUCCCCAGUCGGUCUCCAUCGCCAUCGCCCUGGUACCAACAGCCCAGUGGCAUGGAACAGAACGGAUACUUCAACAGCAAGCUUUUCUCCACAAACUCCCACAACCGGAACAACUCAUCCACAAGCCUCGACCCAAGCAUGCUCGGUACAAACGAAAACCGAGUCCUCACCACCUCAACCUUCUACACCAUGCUCAAAUGCCACGUCCGCCUCCUCUCCGCCUACGACACAACCCUCGACACCAUGUCCUCCCGCCUGCUAGAGCUCGAACACCUAGACGUCACAGCCAACACUCUCACAUCCGCCCUCGCCAUUGGCUCCUUCGUCGUCCCCUUCGGCGCCAUCAUCGAGACCCUUCUACACCUACAAGUCAUCUCGCACCAGCUCGACCGUCUAAAGACAGCGCUACACGGCAACCUACUCAAGCUCCAGCCGCCUCGUCAACAGCAGGGGUCGCGAUCUCUUCCUGCGAGACUGGGGCUGUGCAGACAGGGUCGGAGCCCGAGUGUUAGUAUGGUUGAUUUCAAGCUUGAGGAGAUACAGGAGCGGGAGAGGGCGCUGCAGACGAAAUUGCUGCGAAUUGAGAAUCUGGCGGAGAGUUCGAAGCAGGGACAGCAGGGGAGGAUGAAUGGUGAGGGGUUCAUGAACUGGGUAUGAAUUUGAGGACCAAACUUUGGGAUAUGGGAUGUGAAUGUUAUGAUGGAAUGAGGUUGGGAAUUUGGAGUUCUGGAAUGGGAACGAGAAAAUGCAAUGCGUGCCCUGUCUGCCAUGUUCCGCUUAUUUGCGAUGUUUAAUGUUAUGUUUAGUUACCUAUUUGGGUAGGGGAUGGUGGGUGUUCUGAACAUACCCCACUUGCGUGCAAGUAUAUACGCAGCAGACUUAGUUGCGAUCAGAUAUCAAUUAGAUCUCAUAUCCAUCCAUCACACUACUUUUGGGACACUUCAUGAACUCUUCAUGUUCAAAAUACGUACUUUUUUACAUACACCCAAGACGAUCAUUCAUCAGCUGGGUACUAGUUUCACCAAUGAUCUCGCAAGAAGUCAAUCUCACCACGUACCGCCGUCAACAUCAAAUUUGCGAACUCAAUCGCAACACUUCCCUCGAUUUGGAAAGCCGUAUUAGACCUCACCAGGGUCCAAACCGUCGGAAGAUACUUCCAACCCAACUUCCUCUUGUCAUUGGCUCCAUACUACAAACAACUAACAGACAAAUCAUCUCGCCUCAAACCUACAGUCCUCGUCACAUCAAUUCGUAAGUACCUAAUUCCCAACCGACCCGCCCUCCCUCAAAUGCACUUUUACAUACAUACUCCCCGAAAACAUAUCGAAUAUCGAAUUUGACAUCCAGACAUCCAAACAUCCAAGGCCGGCCUGCAUCCGGCAAGCACGUCGUCUCGUCUCGUCUAAGCACCACUCAAAUCCACUCACCCACCCGACCUGCACCCAGCCUAAGAGAUUCAAUUCCAUCCCGAUUCCUUUUCCUUAGCGAUGCUUCUAUUUCCAGCCAAGUAGGCGCGGCUUCUUGGCCUAGAUGACCAUCCUGGCCCUGGCUGCGGUGGGUGGGCCUCACCUGCAGUCCGGUGGAGUAGAGUGUACGGCCGUGGUGGGGUCUCCACUAUCUUACAGCGAGCUGCGAGCUACGAGCUGCGAGCCACUGACUGCGCAAAUGAUUAGGUACCUAAGGGAGGUAGAUGUAAGGUAGGUAAGUAAUACAGUACAGUGCUCGAUUGGGAGGAGAAUAUUGCAGAAAUAAAAAGGGAAAACCCACCCUGAUUGAUUGAUUUGAUUUGAUUUGAUUUGAUUUGAUUCCUUGAAAACGUAGGCCGGGUGGGUAAAUACCGGUACGUAGGUAUUGAUAGGAAGAACAAGCGCCGUUCAUUCCACUCCGCCCGCCUUGGUGGAGUGGUGCAGGAUUGGAUAGGCUGGGGUGGAAUGGGAUGGGUCCGAACUGUGUGUGUGUGUGACUGUGUGUGUGAUCUGGAUCUGGAUCUGGAUCUUACUACAGGAGGGCUGCGGAAUGGGGCAUGCACGUUGACGGCGAUGUUUUCUCAUAUCAUACUGUAUUUUUUACCCCCCUGUAUAUUCUGCGGCUAGAGGGGUGGUAGGGUAUUGGGGUAGGAGUAGGGGACUUUUGGAGAUAGAUGGAGGGUUGAGGCUUGGAAGCUGUGGG